GUAAUCGCGAUCGAUGCACUCCGGGCUGCCGUGCGCCACCUUUUAUCAACUGUGGGCAACUGCCUACCUUAGGGGGGCACGCACAUUUGUAUGAGUACUCUUCUAGUACUGCACCGUUGAGCACUAAGUCUGUGCCUACGGAGCAGCUAGUGACGUAUUAAAUAGUGAUAAAGUGGAAAAUUGGUGAACCGCGGUCGUGGGAGGAUGGAUUCGGUGGCUCCUAUGCAAAUAAAUUACGAGGUCAGUGACCGUAGUAUAGACACGUGUUGUAAUUCACGUGCAGUAACAAAGAAAGUACGCUGGUUGGGUUUGAGAUGGCGACUGGCGUAGCGUUAAAGCGGACAGUGAGAAAAACGCUACAGUCUUAGAGCGGCUUAGAGUAAAUAUGUGGUCGUGAUAGUGUCGAUAUUGAUCAGUUGGCUCGGCACUUGGUGACGGGCCGCGCGCUCGUCGUGCUCCGUCGUGCGUUUCCGUAGCCCCUCGGCGUCUAUGUAGGUCACACGUGUAAGCGUUAUCCCCACCAGACCGGCCUUGGCUUACUUUGGACUAAAUGGCAUAUCACCUCCCCUUCUCCUUGGGCUCCGCGGGCCCAAACCUCGAGGCCGGCGCGCGGCUCGCUGCGUGCUACCAGCUCUAGCUACUAUACUAUACUGCUCUACCUCGGGAUGUGCGUCUACAAUAACUUCCUAAUAAAUAAAAAUAUGACCUGGAAUAUACAUUUUGUUAGCAGGCCACACAUUCCUAAAAAGGUUUACCAAAUUACCAUAUACAUAAUAAUAUUUCCCUUGUUAAAAAUAAAAAACACGCGAAACAAUAUUAAAAUAUUUGGGAUUUUUUUUAAAUAAUAAUUCAAAAGUUAAUUAUUUUAGUUAUAAAAAUAAAAUAUUAACAAUAAUUUAUUAUGAAAAUAAUAUUGUAAAUGAAGUUACUAAGUUGCAUGAUAGGAAUAAAAGGGACAAAGAGCGCGACGUAUAGACACACCUCCAUCUAUCACAAUAGGAUAUGAACAUAAUAUUAGGUUAACUAAUAAAAUGUAGAUCCCAUUUUUCGGUAGUAAAGGAUAAAAGGGAGACCGCCGCCAUUUUUCGAUCGAUAUAAUUUUCAGCGAGGGAAGUGCUGAGAUUGGUCCGGCAAACGCUGCAAAGCGCAUGUCACGAGCGGCUGCGCGGCGGACGUGACGCGGUGUUAACGAUCCAAGUCAGUAUUUGCGACGCCGGGUAGCCCAUCGCGGCCCCAUCGAAUAAAACACGCUGCUUAUUAUGAAAACAGUAUUUCGGCCUCGUUGUAUCUAGGACGGCACCCGAAAUAACUAGGGCACCGUAAUGCGCAGCUACUAACGCAACUCAUAGCUGGCGUUACAAGGUGGCCAAAACAUUAAGAACCGCGAGAAGCAGCGUCGCGCGAUGCUUUGGACCCAUCUUAAACAGCGAUCGGCGCGCGCACAGGGGCAACGGGGAUCAACUUAAACUGGUGGAAGCGGAUACACCAAAUCUUGGCCCAAACCCUUAGGCCAUAGUCUUGCUGAGGUACCUUCCUACUUGUUGCCAAGAUGGCCGCCCGAAACCCUGAACAGAAUCAGCCUAGCACAUUGGGCACGAGGAGACCACUCAACCCUGAUGAUGAUUUUUACGAGUUCUUUUUGCUGAGCAUUUGUCCCUGCGAAGAAGAAAGUAUACAACCCCCUAUUGUGACGUAUAAUAUUCCAGGCGAUAAGGUUCAAUAUGAAGGAGCGUUUAACCCAGACGUCUUCGUAGAUGCUGCUAAAAGUGCGGACAAAUUGGUCCAACAAGAUAUUGAGCGCGCCGAACAGCAAACUAGCGACGAUGACUUUUCGGAUACUGAACCUGAGACAGCUGAAAUCGAGAUAGCUAGAGUCAACAUAGCUGAAGUGAAAACGGCUGAAGUAGAGACGGCAGAAAUCGAAGCGGCUGAAGCCAAAACAGCUGAAGUCGAAACGGCGGAACACGAAACGUCUCAAGUCGAUGACAGUGUUGCAGGGCCAAGCCGCCUCAAGCAGAAAGAUGCAGCGAGCAAAGCACCUGAUGCAAUAACCGACUUAAAAUACAGUGACGAGCCCCUGGAUGAGGAACCACAGAUUUUGCUCGAAAAACUUAUCGAAUCAACGGCAAGUCAAGAAUCGAAAGGAAAUGUGGACUUAGUAUUAAACGAGGAAGAUGAAAAAAAUACCAAAGAGAUUUACUGA
Molecule: messenger RNA, 2203 nt
Organism: Spodoptera exigua (beet armyworm)
Lineage: Eukaryota; Metazoa; Arthropoda; Insecta; Lepidoptera; Noctuidae
Source: the annotation of a GenBank genome assembly